UAUCGAUAUCAAGGAGAAUCGGAAGGGCAUAAUUUCGAAGUGUGUGUACAUUUAGUUAAAAAAUUAGAAAAAUUAUUGAUAGUAGUUAAAAAUGUUUCGGCAUUUGGGAAAGUAUUUAAUACAAAGUGCUCGCUCAAAUUUAAUACCCUCUGCCAAAACUUGUAAUCCAAUUGCUGUUUCAGCCCUUAGAUACUCUUCGAAAAAAGAAGAAUCUGAUGAGGAAUUUGAUGCCCGUUAUGAAGCUUAUUUUAAUCGACCGGAUAUUGAUGAAUGGGAGAUCCGCAAGGCCAUGAAUGAUCUCCAGGGUAUGGACUUGGUUCCAGAACCUAAAAUUAUCAUUGCUGCCCUCAAAGCUUGUAGGAGAUUAAAUGACUAUGCUCUUGCUGUAAGGUUUCUAGAAGGUGUUAAGGAUAAAUGUGGCAUUCGUGUGAAGGAAAUAUAUCCUUAUAUUCUGCAAGAGAUCAGGCCUACUUUGGAUGAACUGGGUGUUUUAACACCAGAAGAAAUGGGAUAUGAUAAACCUGAACUUUGGAUGCCAGAUGUUUGGGAGAAGCCUAUGUUUAGAGGGAAAAGUUCAUGAAUUUAGAUUAUCCAAUAGAGAAUAUGCUCUCAACUAGUUGUAAAGAAUUAGUUGUUUUAAAUCAAGAUAAUUUGCGCUGCAAAAAAGAGUGGUACAUUGAAAAUCUUAUUGUACCAAUAAAAAUUGUAAAAGUC
Messenger RNA from Argiope bruennichi, 714 nucleotides. RefSeq names its product cytochrome c oxidase subunit 5A, mitochondrial-like (gene COX5A). The record is from RefSeq and is a predicted model, not a curated record. The transcript has 4 exons. Gene Ontology annotation, biological process: mitochondrial electron transport, cytochrome c to oxygen. Gene Ontology annotation, cellular component: mitochondrial inner membrane. Lineage: Eukaryota; Metazoa; Arthropoda; Arachnida; Araneae; Araneidae. Bases 92 to 580 code for a protein of 162 amino acids.